AUGGCGGACAACAUUGUUCAUGAGGUGGCAGAGCAGCUGGAAGUCCUCACGGCGCAAUCUCCGGCUGCUCGUAAUGCAUCCCUUGUCUCGGCUGUCUGUGUCGAGGUGACUGGGUCCGCUACUCAGGGCGCUGUUUCCAAUGCGCCCGACGACAUUGACGGGCAAGUCUCAACACCCACUUCGUCUGAUAUGACUGAUCUCGACGAGGCCCUGCUGGAAGAUCCAACAGCUCCGGCCAAUGUAUCCCAGCCGGUUCCGCCAGGAACUCACUUCAUCAAUCCUACCGCUCCCCGGGUAAGUUAUCACCUCUCCGCCUCUGGCGAGCUUACUAUUGCGGAAGAAAAAGAAACUUCCAAACCAACCGCUGCAGCUCCUGAGCGCCGUCCAAGCCCUCCCGCCGCGUUCUUGUCGUUUGAUCGGGUUGCUAAGGGACUACCUCCAAAUUUGCCAACUACGCCUGGCAAGUCAAGCGUUCAACCUCCUUCGUUGGCCGUGGAACGUAUCUUGGGCCCGAAGCAACCAAUCCCGGGCCGAAUCCUCGAACUACUAGAGGAGUGGCAUGAAGGUGAUCCAGAUACUGAACAUCCGGCUGCAUUGGCUGGACGUGCGCCAUCGACCUGGAAGAACUUCCAGGCUUUUAACGAAGAUGGUGAUGAGUGUGAGAUAUCAAUUUUUCAGAUUACUCUCAAAUUUCAGGCCCGUCGAGCCCUGUCGUACCGUAUUAUGAUACUUCAUGCCCAGAAUGGACCUGAGGAGCUCGUCGUGUUUGGAACUCCUCGCCCCAAGCUCGCGGGGCGCUUGGCCAAGGGCAUCAGAGGAUUGUACCUGCUGGACUGGCUCGAACUCGAAAAGAAGGGAGUUGUUCGGGCAUGCGGACUCAAAUUGUGGAGGUCCGCGGAUGAGAACAAGAUUUUAUUCAAUCCAUACAUGUUCGACAAUGCAGGCAAAUGCACUCGCUUGACUAGACCGAAGGACAUUUUCAACCCGCCUCCCUCGACUUCCACACCGAAGAAACAGAGUGACUCAAUUGAGGAUACCGAAGAUGUUGAGUCCAGCUCAUCCGAGCCAGUCCUUUCCCCAUUGAGGUCCAGGCGCCAGGUUUCGAGUAGCAUUUCCAAAGGCAACAAAGAAGACGAAGACAAGACUCCACUUGCUUCACGUCAGUCGUGGGGAGAGACUGUUUCGCCGACUCCCACUUCCAAAACUCGCUAUGAGUCUCGCUCUCUCGGGAGCCCCAUCAGACCUCCUCGAAAGCGGCGCCGCAGCACCUGGGGCUCCAAUGAUAAUGCCAUUGCCCCUAUCCGAUACAAGCUGAUGUCUGAUGUGUCGGACCAGGUGCGCAUCUUCAAUACCGAUGAUGCCAAGCUUGUGUUUCAAAAAGCCCGGGAAUUCUACAAAGGUAUAGACAAUCGAACGGGUCUACUGUGCACUGUUCCUGGUGUGGAGGGAGUCCGAUAUGUGGGGGAGGGUUGUGUGGAUGAAUUCAAUAUCCUUCAGGAGGAUGUUCGGAAGACUGCCGGUCCUGGUGAUGAAGCCCGCGUGGUGGAAGUAAAGCCCGCAAUGGAGUUCUAG
Messenger RNA from Penicillium griseofulvum, 1572 nucleotides. RefSeq lists its product as uncharacterized. Lineage: Eukaryota; Fungi; Ascomycota; Eurotiomycetes; Eurotiales; Aspergillaceae. The transcript has a single exon. The record is from RefSeq and is a predicted model, not a curated record. Bases 1 to 1572 code for a protein of 523 amino acids.